This is a messenger RNA of Sorex araneus (European shrew), 8960 nucleotides long. RefSeq names its product roundabout guidance receptor 1 (gene ROBO1). Gene Ontology annotation, molecular function: axon guidance receptor activity; protein binding. The transcript is spliced from 29 exons. The record is from RefSeq and is a predicted model, not a curated record. The coding region runs from base 1074 to 5918 and encodes 1614 amino acids. Gene Ontology annotation, biological process: axon guidance; axon midline choice point recognition; Roundabout signaling pathway. NCBI's taxonomy places the organism in Eukaryota, Metazoa, Chordata, Mammalia, Eulipotyphla, Soricidae. Gene Ontology annotation, cellular component: plasma membrane; neuronal cell body; axon.
GCGCGAGCCGGGGCCGCGGGAGCGCUGCAACUUCGGGCGCUCGGGGCGGCGCAUCUGGGAGCCGCGGGGGGCGGGGAAGGGGCACGCGCGGCCGCCGGCAGCGGGCGCGUCUCCGCGGCGGGCACCCACCCCGAGCCGCGGGGCUGCCACUCGUCGUCUUGAAGUUUGGGCGCCCGCCGGCGUCCCGGGCGCGGCGAGUUUGGGGGUGCGCGCCCCCAGGCGGUGUGUGUGUGUGUGUGUGUGUGUGUGUGUGUGUGUGUGUGUUGGGGGGCGCCCGGUCGGCGCGCGCGUGUGUGUGUGUCCGCCCCCCCCCCCCCGCAGCCCGCGAGUGAUGGGCACAGGGGCCCGCCCAGGCCGCCCCCGUUGCCGCCGCACCGCCCCCUCGCUCGCCCCGAGCGCGCCCAGUCGCCCCGGCGCACCCCCGGCUCCCCUGGCCCGGGCUCCCCGGCUGCCCCUGCCGCCGCCGCCGCCGCCGCCGUCGCCGGGGGCCAGCUGGUGACCUCGGGCUCCCGUCGGUGGAGAAGCACUUCUCGGGAUCCCCCCGACCCCUCCGAUCCGCCGUCUCCACCCCGCGACCACUCUUCGGCAGCCACAGCCGGGGGCGCACGGCCCCGAGGCGCGGCGGGGAGCGUGGAAACCGGACGCCCAGCACCGGCAUCGGGCUUUUGGGCGCCUCGAUUUUUUUUUUUUUUUUUUUUAAUUUGGACCGUCCUGGGAAGUGGCCGAGGAGGCGCCCCUCCUCCUGCUCUUUCUCCUCCUCCUCCUCCUCCUCCUCUUCCUCCUCCCUGAACCCAGCACCUCGGAGAGCCUGGAGCGGAGCGGCGGCCAAGCGUAGGGGCUUCCCCGUCUGCAGAGGGCGCCGAGAGCCAGCAGCUGGAGGGGUCGGCGAGUCAAGCGCCCGGACAACUCCGGGGCCGGUGGACCCACAUUGCUUAUAUUAAGCCUUUGUGUGGAGGGUGGUGUGGAGUGUGACUUCAGCCCUUUUUGGGGGACACCCUCCCCCCCCACACACACCCCGCGUUACUCCUCCCUCGUCUUGGCAUGAGACUGCAUGCAGGACCCACCCGAGGACCAUGAUCGCGGAGCCUGCUCGCUUGUACCUCUUUGGAUUGAUAUGUCUCUGCUCAGGCUCCCGUCUUCGGCAGGAAGAUUUUCCACCUCGUAUUGUUGAACACCCUUCAGACUUAAUUGUUUCCAAAGGAGAACCUGCAACUUUGAACUGUAAAGCCGAAGGCCGCCCCACACCCACUAUUGAGUGGUACAAAGGCGGGGAGAGAGUGGAGACUGACAAAGAUGACCCGCGCUCACACAGAAUGUUGUUGCCUAGUGGAUCUUUAUUUUUCUUACGUAUAGUCCAUGGACGAAAAAGUAGGCCCGAUGAAGGGGUGUACGUUUGUGUAGCAAGAAAUUACCUCGGAGAGGCGGUGAGCCACAAUGCAUCGCUGGAGGUAGCUAUUCUCCGGGAUGACUUCAGACAGAAUCCUUCAGAUGUCAUGGUGGCCGUUGGGGAGCCUGCAGUGAUGGAGUGCCAGCCGCCACGAGGCCAUCCAGAACCCACCAUUUCAUGGAAGAAAGAUGGCACUCCACUGGAUGAUAAAGAUGAAAGAAUAACUAUACGAGGAGGAAAGCUCAUGAUCACUUACACCCGUAAAAGUGAUGCUGGCAAAUAUGUUUGUGUUGGAACCAAUAUGGUUGGGGAACGUGAGAGUGAAGUAGCAGAACUAACUGUUCUAGAGAGACCCUCAUUUGUGAAAAGACCUAGUAACUUGGCUGUGACUGUGGAUGACAUCGCAGAAUUUAAAUGUGAGGCCCGAGGUGACCCCGUGCCUACAGUACGAUGGAGAAAAGACGAUGGAGAACUACCCAAAUCCAGGUAUGAAAUUAGAGAUGAUCAUACCUUGAAAAUUCGGAAGGUGAUGGCUGGUGACAUGGGGUCAUACACUUGCGUUGCAGAAAAUAUGGUUGGAAAAGCUGAAGCAUCAGCUACUCUCACCGUCCAAGAACCUCCACAUUUUGUUGUGAAACCCCGUGACCAGGUUGUGGCCUUGGGGCGAACUGUAACUUUUCAGUGUGAAGCAACGGGAAAUCCUCAACCAGCUAUUUUUUGGAGGAGAGAAGGGAGUCAGAAUCUGCUGUUUUCGUAUCAGCCGCCACAGUCAUCUAGCCGCUUUUCAGUCUCCCAGACCGGCGACCUCACGAUUACUAAUGUCCAGCGAUCUGAUGUUGGCUAUUACAUCUGCCAAACUUUAAAUGUUGCCGGGAGUAUCAUCACAAAGGCAUAUUUGGAAGUGACUGAUGUGAUUGCAGACCGGCCUCCCCCGGUCAUUCGACAAGGUCCUGUGAAUCAGACCGUUGCUGUGGAUGGUACUUUAGUGCUCAGCUGUGUGGCCACAGGCAGUCCGCUGCCCACGAUUCUGUGGAGGAAGGAUGGAGUCCUCAUCUCCACCCAAGAUUCUCGAAUCAAACAGCUGGAGACGGGAGUGCUACAGAUUCGAUACGCCAAGCUGGGUGACACUGGUCGGUAUACCUGCAUUGCAUCAACUCCCAGUGGUGAAGCAACCUGGAGUGCUUACAUUGAAGUCCAAGAAUUUGGAGUUCCAGUUCAGCCUCCAAGACCCACGGACCCCAAUUUGAUACCUAGUGCACCCUCUAAACCUGAAGUAACAGAUGUGAGCAGAAAUACAGUAGCAUUAGCAUGGCAACCAAAUUUGAAUUCAGGUGCAACUCCAACAUCGUACAUUAUUGAAGCCUUCAGCCAUGCAUCUGGUAGCAGCUGGCAGACUGUCGCAGAGAAUGUGAAAACAGAAACAUUUGCCAUUAAAGGACUGAAACCUAAUGCAAUUUACCUUUUCCUUGUAAGAGCUGCUAAUGCAUAUGGAAUUAGUGAUCCAAGCCAGAUAUCGGACCCAGUGAAAACACAAGAUGUUCCCCCGACGAGUCAGGGGGUGGAUCACAAACAGGUCCAGAGAGAACUGGGAAAUGUCGUCCUUCACCUCCACAACCCCACCAUCCUCUCAUCUUCUUCCAUCGAAGUUCACUGGACAGUGGACCAACAAUCUCAGUAUAUCCAAGGUUAUAAAAUCCUGUAUCGACCGUCUGGAGCCCACCACGGUGAAUCGGAGUGGUUAGUCUUUGAAGUGAGGACACCAGCCAAGAACAGUGUGGUUAUCCCUGAUCUCAAAAAAGGAGUCAACUAUGAAAUUAAGGCUCGCCCCUUUUUCAAUGAAUUUCAAGGAGCAGAUAGUGAAAUUAAGUUUGCCAAAACCCUAGAAGAAGCACCCAGUGCCCCACCCCAAAGUGUAACUGUCUCAAAGAAUGAUGGCAAUGGAACUGCAAUUCUCGUUAGCUGGCAACCGCCUCCAGAAGACACUCAAAAUGGAAUGGUGCAAGAGUAUAAGGUUUGGUGUCUGGGCAAUGAAACCCGAUACCACAUAAACAAGACAGUGGAUGGUUCCACCUUCUCUGUGGUUAUCCCUUCUCUGGUGCCUGGGAUCAGAUAUAGCGUGGAGGUAGCAGCCAGCACCGGGGCCGGGCCAGGAGUGAAGAGUGAACCACAGUUCAUCCAGCUAGAUUCGCAUGGAAACCCCGUGUCCCCUGAAGACCAGGUCAGCCUCGCUCAGCAGAUCUCCGACGUGGUGAAGCAGCCCGCGUUCAUAGCCGGAAUCGGGGCGGCCUGUUGGAUUAUCCUCAUGGUCUUUAGCAUCUGGCUCUAUCGACACCGGAAGAAGAGAAAUGGGUUGACGAGCACGUACGCGGGUAUCAGAAAAGUCCCGUCUUUUACCUUCACACCAACAGUAACUUAUCAGAGAGGAGGCGAAGCUGUGAGCAGUGGAGGGAGGCCAGGACUUCUCAACAUCAGUGAACCUGCCACACAGCCGUGGCUGGCAGACACGUGGCCUAACAGUAGCAACAACCACAAUGACUGCUCCAUCAAUUGUUGCACUGCGGGCAAUGGGAACAGUGACAGCAACCUGACUACUUACAGCCGCCCAGCUGAUUGUAUAGCAAAUUAUAACAACCAACUGGAUAACAAACAAACAAAUCUGAUGCUCCCUGAGUCAACUGUUUAUGGUGAUGUGGACCUUAGUAACAAAAUCAAUGAGAUGAAAACCUUCAAUAGCCCAAAUCUGAAGGACGGGCGUUUUGUCAAUCCAUCAGGGCAGCCCACGCCUUACGCCACCACCCAGCUCAUCCAGUCCAACCUCAGCAACAACAUGAACAACGGCAGCGGGGACUCCGGCGAGAAGCACUGGAAGCCACCCGGACAACAGAAGCAGGACGUGGCACCAAUUCAGUAUAACAUCAUGGAGCAAAACAAACUGAACAAAGAUUAUCGAGCAAAUGACACAAUCCCUCCAACUAUCCCUUACAACCAAUCAUACGACCAGAAUACAGGAGGAUCCUAUAAUAGUUCUGACCGGGGCAGCAGUACAUCUGGGAGUCAAGGCCACAAAAAAGGGGCACGGACACCCAAAGUGCCCAAACAGGGGGGCCUGAACUGGGCAGACCUGCUCCCUCCGCCCCCAGCACACCCGCCCCCCCACAGCAACAGUGAGGAGUACAGCAUGUCAGUAGAUGAAAGUUGUAGCUAUGACCAAGAAAUGCCAUGUCCAGUGCCACCAGCAAGGAUGUACUUGCAACAGGAUGAACUAGAAGAAGAAGAUGAUGAAAGGGGCCCCACGCCACCUGUCCGGGGCGCGGCGUCUUCUCCAGCUGCCGUGUCUUACAGCCAUCAGUCCACUGCCACGCUCACUCCCUCCCCACAGGAAGAGCUCCAGCCGAUGUUGCAGGAUUGUCCAGAGGAGAUUGGCCACCUGCAGCACCAACCAGACAGGAGACGGCAGCCUGUGAGCCCCCCGCCGCCGCCUCGGCCCGUUUCCCCGCCGCACACCUAUGGCUACAUUUCGGGGCCCCUGGUCUCAGAUAUGGAUACGGAUGCGCCCGAGGAGGAAGAAGACGAGGCUGACCUGGAAGUCGCCAAGAUGCAGACCAGAAGGCUGCUGUUGCGCGGGCUGGAGCAGACCCCAGCCUCCAGCGUGGGAGACCUGGAGAGCUCAGUCACGGGAUCCAUGAUCAAUGGCUGGGGCUCGGCCUCCGAGGAGGACAACAUUUCCAGCGGGCGCUCCAGCGUCAGUUCCUCCGACGGCUCCUUUUUCACCGAUGCAGAUUUUGCCCAGGCCGUGGCCGCCGCCGCCGAGUACGCGGGCCUGAAAGUAGCCAGGCGUCAAAUGCAGGACGGUGCCGGUCGCCGACAUUUUCAUGCGUCUCAGUGUCCUCGACCCACAAGUCCUGUCUCCACUGACAGCAACAUGAGUGCCGCAGUCAUGCAGAAGGCCAGACCCGCCAAGAAGCCCAAACAUCAGCCAGGACAUCUGCGCAGAGAAGCCUACACAGAUGAUCUUCCACCUCCACCAGUACCACCGCCUGCUAUUAAGUCACCCACUGUCCAAUCCAAAGCACAGCUGGAGGUACGACCUGUGAUGGUGCCCAAACUCCCUUCCAUAGAAGCACGAACGGACAGGUCGUCAGAUAGAAAAGGAGGCAGCUACAAGGGGAGAGAAGCGUUGGAUGGAAGACAAGUUGCUGAAAUGCGAACCAAUCCAACUGAUUCCAGAGAAGCACAGGACCAGCAGAAUGAUGGAAAAGGACGAGGCAACAAGGCAGCCAAACGAGACCUUCCGCCCGCGAAGACUCAUGGUGUUCCAGAGGAUAUUCUACCUUACUGUAGACCUACUUUUCCAACAUCAAAUAAUCCCAGAGAUCCUAGUUCAUCAAGUUCAAUGUCAUCCAGAGGAUCAGGAAGCAGACAAAGAGAACAAGCAAAUAUGGGUAGAAGAAAUAUUGCAGAAAUGCAAGUUCUUGGAGGAUAUGAAAGAGGAGAAGAUAAUAAUGAAGAAUUAGAGGAAACUGAAAGCUGAAGACGAGCUGAGAGGCUGGUGAGAUCUAACAUGCAAAGGAUCACUCAAGAUGCCUCCUGUCUGAUGACACAUGGCGCCAGAUAAGAUGUUCAGUGCAAUCAGAGUGUACACAUUGUGGUUUUUAUUCCUCUUACUGGAAUACCGUUUUUAAAAUCUAUUGGUUUUCUUGUUGUUGUUUGAUCCCUUUCCCCAUGAAGAACCUCCCUAUGCCCCCUCGCUGUUGGAAUACACUAAACCUGACUUCCAGCAAGGGACGUCUCUGAGCUCUUGCUUCAGUCAUCAGCCAGCAGGAGAGAACAAAAAAAAAAAAAAAAAAAAGGUUCGUUUGCAUUUUGCCCCUGAGAUAUGGCAUUGCACUGCUUACACACCAAGCCAAUUUACAGCAAAGUUUUGAUCAAAGAACACAAAGUUGUUAAUAAACCUCAUGCCAAGGGCUCUCAAGAUAGAAUCUUUCUAUACCUAACUGCUUAGGCAAAAUAAAACAUACUCAUUUUAACAUGAUUUUCAAAUCAGGCUUUCAUGCCACCCUCUGCUGGGAGAAAAGGAAAAAAAAAACCAUAGCAAAUGCAGAACAACCACAAUCAAUUUGAAUGGGGUACAAACAUUGUAAAUAUAUGCUCUUUGCAACCCCUGGUGGUAUUUUAUAUUGUUUUCAUUUCAAUCAUUGAAGUAUAUUCUUAUUGGAAAUGUACUUUUGGAUAAGUAAGCGUAAGCCAGUUGGAUCUCUGGUUGUCUAGUCAUUAUCAUAAAUAAACCUAACAAAAACCUUGUUCUAUUUUUCAAUCAAAAAAAAAAGCAAUUAUAAAUGCCUAUUACAAACAAAUGGAUGUUUUUAAUGACCAAUUGAAUAAGGACAUCCCUAUCUUAACUGGCCUAAAUUUCUUCUGGUAGUGUCAGUUCAACUUUCAGAAGUGCCACUUAAGGAAGUUUGAUUUUUGUUUUUGUAAUGCACUGUUUUUAAUCUUUUUUUUUUUUUGGUUUUAAAAGCACAAUCACUAAACUUUAUUUGUAAACCAUUGUAACUAUUAACCUUUUUUGUCUUAUUGAAAAAAUGUUGAAAGCGUUUUUUAACCUGUUUUUGUUAAUGCUCUAUGUUUGUAUUUGGAAUAUUUGAAUGAUGACAGGUGGUGAAGUAACGUGCAUACUUUAUUGUGGACCAUGAAACCAAUGGUUCUUGCUUUUUCUGGACUUAAGGAAAAAAGGUUUAAGUUUGUUAUGGCCAUUGUUGAAACUUACAAGAUUUCCUUAGAACUGCAAAUAGAGGCAUUACUUGCUUUAAAUUGCCAUACAAUGCCCUCAGACUGUAGAUUUUUAUGAUUCUUUUGUUGUUACAUAAAGUUCACUGACUUUAUAAUUGGUGCUAUUUGAAGAAAGAGAAAUGUACAUUCAUCCAUACACAGGUCUCAGGCCUGACCCCACUGGAAAACAAAGCCAAACAAAACUGAACCACAAAAAAAAAAAAAAAAAAUUAAAGAAGAAGAAGAAGAAAAAAGCUGGUGUCCACCAAAAGCUAAAUGUGUUCACUUAGAUAAUUCGAAAGUUACAUAGAAAGAGUGUGCAGUACUAAGGGAACAAUCCAUGUGAUUAAUGUUUUCAUUAUGUUCAUGUAAGAAGCCUCUUAUUUUUAGCCAUAAUUUUGCAUACUGAAAAUUCAAUAAUCAGAAAAGUAAUUUUGUCGCAUUAUUUAUUAAAAAUGUUCUCAAAUACAUCAUUCUUUCUUGUGUUGAUUUCCUUUAUUUUCAUUGUGUGAUCAAAUUUAUUCCAUUUAAUCACAAAGUUGUACUGUCUUAACAUUUCACCACUAUAUUAUCAGAUGAAUAAAAAAUCAGUUUUAUGAACAGUUUUUUUCUUGUAAGGAAAAAUUUUCAUUUUAUUCCACUGAAAUUAAAUAUUUAAGAUGAAACAAAAAUGGAGUGGUAUAAUUUCAUCAGAGAAUCAUUCUUUAAUAUUUACUAUAUGUUAAGAUGUAUAUGGAUGUGUACCUGAAUUUCAGAUAGUAUUUCUGAAAUAAUCAGGAUUCAACUCUGAUAAAUCUGAUUUGCAAAAUUUGGACCACUCAUGCUCCAUCAACAAGAAAAUCAUAUGUCGAAAUAUUGAUCAGUAGUUAUCUGCUUUCUUGCUAUAAAUUUAUGUAAAGUUUUAACAAUUCAAAACCUACUAUAUUCCAGGCUUCAUAUUAUUGUCCAUUACAUUACAGUAAAAAUAUUCAACUUCGGAUGGAUGAAAUGAUCGUCAUAUUUAAGAAGUGCCAAGAGCAGGUUAAUUUUUUGUUUUCAAAUUUUUAGUCUUUUUUUUUUUGCUAUGACACAUAUAUUGCUGUUUUUUGCUUAUCAUGAUAUAGAUAUCAGAACCUUAUGGGAAAUGGCUAUAUAAUUUGGAUUUUAAUUUCACAGAAAUGAAAUAAUCACCAGCAUCUAGAAUUAAUUCCACAGGUCAAGAAGUCAGACUCCAAGCUAUUUCAGGGAAACAGAUAAUUUUUCUCUUUCCCUUGUUGAGUUACUAUAUAUAUGCAUAUAUAUAUUUAUACAUGUAUUUUCAUAUAUAUGCAUGUAUAAAUGUAUAUAUACAUACAUAUAUAUAGGUCUCAAUAAUAUGGGCUAUCUACACACACACACACACACACACACACACACACACGCACGCACGCACGCACACAUUAUGUGUGUCACCGUCCUGGGCUUGAGUCCCAGCUUUGUCAUGGGCUGUGUUUCCUUGAACAUGCUACUUAACCUCUAAGUCUCAGGUACUUUACCUGUAAAUUCAAUAAUACCUACCUCAUGGAGCUAUUGUCAUGAUUUAGUGAGUUAAUGUAUAUGAUGUGUACUCUGUAAACCCCAUAUACAAGAUACUGUUAUAUUUAUGUAUUGAAAAUCAUUGCAUACAUGCUAUUCUCACCUUUCACACACAGUUUGUUCCUAAAAACUUGCAAAGAGUAAAAUAGUGAAAUAAUUUUGGUACAAGGAUGGGGGGGGUUCCAUUCCUGGUAAGUAAAAUUCACUGUGAAAAUAUCCGCUCGUGUAAUAAAUUUUUGGUGUUUCUGUU